Molecule: messenger RNA, 783 nt
Organism: Procambarus clarkii (red swamp crayfish)
Lineage: Eukaryota; Metazoa; Arthropoda; Malacostraca; Decapoda; Cambaridae
Source: RefSeq, a predicted model, not a curated record
AUGUUCGACAAGCUGAACCAGGAGCUGAGUCUUGACCCAACUUGCACAUGCAGGGCCCUCAACCCUGCGGCCACCCAGGGCCCUCAACCCUGCGGCCACCCCAGGGCCCUCAACCCUGCGGCCACCCCAGGGCCCUCAACCCUGCGGCCACCCCAGGGCCCUCAACCCUACGGCCACCCCAGGGCCCUCAACCCUACGGCCACCCCGGGGCCCUCAACCCUGCGGCCACCCCAGGGCCCUCAACCCUGCGGCCACCCCGGGGCCCUCAACCCUGCGGCCACCCCAGGGCCCUCAACCCUGCGGCCACCCAGGGCCCUCAACCCUGCGCCCUCAACCCUGCGGCCACCCAGGGCCCUCAACCCUGCGGCCACCCCGGUGCCCUCAACCCUGCGGCCACCCCAGGGCCCUCAACCCUACGGCCACCCUAGGGGCCCUCAACCCUGCGGCGGGGCCCUCAACCCUGCGGCCACCCCAGGGCCCUCAACCCUGCGGCCACCCAGGGCCCUCAACCCUCACCCCAGGGCCCUCAACCCUACGGCCACCCCAGGGGCCCUCACCCUGCGGGGCCCUCAACCCUGCGGCGGCCCCAACCCCGGGCCACCCAGGGCCCUCAACCCUGCGGCCACCCCGGUGCCCUCAACCCUGCGGCCACCCCAGGGGCCCUCAACCCUGCGGCCACCCCAGGGGCCCUCAACCCUGCGGCCACCCUGGAUGAGGAGGCAGGAUAAUACAGGAAUACGAAGCAUCACCACGGCUAACGUUGCACAACAUCGAUCUCUCUAA